Molecule: messenger RNA, 1651 nt
Organism: Cryptococcus amylolentus CBS 6039
Lineage: Eukaryota; Fungi; Basidiomycota; Tremellomycetes; Tremellales; Cryptococcaceae
Exons: 7
Coding region: 111-1526 (471 amino acids)
Biological process (GO): transmembrane transport
Molecular function (GO): transmembrane transporter activity
Source: RefSeq, a predicted model, not a curated record
AAGCCCCCUCUCGAAAUGCUGGAAAUGUCCCCACACAGCACAGCGCUUCCCUCUGCAGCCACUUCUCCUACUUUCAUUCAACACAACAAUCCCUCUUAGACCCGACCACCAUGCCUACUCCGUCCAUCGGUCCGGGCACUGCUGCCGUCGACUACACUUCUCUGAGCAAGAGUCAGCUGUACUUCUCAUUCUCCUUGGUCACCUCUCUGUUCUUUCUCUGGGGGCUGUCGUAUGGUCUUCUCGAUGUACUCAACAAACACUUUUUGACAGUCUUCGGAUUAACCAAGACCAAAUCAACGUUAUUGCAGUUUGCCUAUUUCGUGUCCUACCUUGUGGUUGCGCCCCCCAUGGGUGUCUUCAUGAGACGCUACGGCUAUAAGAAGGGUAUCCACAUCGGUCUAGGCCUGUUCUCUAUCGGUGCUGUCCUCUUCUGGCCUUCUGCCAAGUUUGAACAGUACGGGAUGUUUGUCGCCUUCACCUUUGUCUCCGCCAGUGGUCUUGCCACCUUGGAAACAGCAGCCAACUCUUACAUCACCAUUCUUGGGCCUCCUUCUCAUGCUGCCAUGCGCCUCACCUUGGCUCAAGCUUUCAACGGCAUUGCGACAGUCAUCGGUCCUCAGAUCGCUGCCAACACCUUCUUUAACGGCGACAACCAGAACAGCCUCGGUACAGUCCAAUACGUCUACUUGGCUCUUGCUUGCUUCUCAGCACUUUUAAAUGUCGGGAUUGCAUUCGCGACGCUCCCCGAAGUCAAGCAGGCAGUGUCCGAAGACCAGGAAGAACGAGUCGCCAAGCAGUCAAUCUGGAAGCAGUAUCACACCUUGUUCGGUGCCGCCGCCCAGUUCUUCUACGUCGGUGCUCAAGUAGCUGUAGCUUCCUUCACCAUCUUCUACAUCACGGAACAACCUGGAAUCUCCCCCGCGUAUGAUUCCGCGACCGCGGCAAACAUGUUUUCCGGCUGCCAGGCGGUCUUCACCUUCGGGCGAUUUUUGGGGGUAGCCUACCUUCGUUGGAUCGAUCCUUCCUUCGCCUUGUUCAUGAACGGCAUUGGAUUGGUGAUCUUCUCCAUCCUGACGGCCACAGUUCCCGGAAAGGGCGGGAUUGCUUGCCUCUUCAUGAUCUACCUCUUCGAGUCAGUAUGCUAUCCUGUGAUCUUUAGCGUGGCCACACAAGGUCUGGGAAUUCAUGCGAAGAUCGGUUCAGGAAUAGUCGCUUUGGGGGUGUCCGGUGGUGCCGCUUACCCUUCCAUCCAAGGUGCCGUGUCCGACGCCGUCAGCACUUGGAGGUCCUUCUUCAUUCCCUUGACCGGCUUUGUACCCCUGCUCUGCUACGGUGGUGUCAUGUGGGUCAUCAACAGCAGGAAGUACCACGGCCGCUUGACGAUUUGGACUAGCCAGACCAACCUCAAUGUCGAGGAAAGCCCUGGGCAAUACACUCCCGAGGUCGGUGCUAGGGACGACAUUGAGAAGGUAGCCUCAUUGGAACACGAUGAGAAGCCUGUUGUCGAGUUCCGAGAGCGGGUGUAGACAUCGGGGUGUGAGAAAGAAAGAAAGACGGAAGAAUAUCAUUGUUGUUAUACGGAAAGUUGUUAUACGGAGAAGUAAAUGUGUUUUUGUCACCAUAGCAGGAUGUAAAGUGAAUAUUGGCCCAG